GGAGUCAGGUGUGGUUCCGUAAAUAGUUGUCCAUGUUCUUUUUUUAACAUUUUUUUAAUAACUUCUCUGAGCCUUUUAAUGAUCUUGCCUCACCAUCUAUGAAAGAAGGGCCUUAUCUUCAUUGCUCCCAUGGAAUUUGUUUCCUGUGCCUUCUUACUUCCCCAGGUCUUCCAGAUUAAUUUGGAGUCAGGAGGGAAGGGGAAGCAAGGCUACUAUUUACAAAAUGGUCUCAUCUUGUGGGGUGCCUGAGUGGCUCAGUCGGUGUAACAUCCAGCUUCGGCUCAGGUCAUGAUCUCACGGUUCAUGAGUUCAAGCCCUACGUUGGGCUCUGUGCUGACAGCUUGGAGCCUGGAGCCUGCUUCAGAUUCUGUGUGUCUCCCUCUCUCUCUCUACCCCUCUCCUGCUCACACUGUCUCUCUUUCAAAAAAAAACAUUAAAGAAAAUUUUUUUAAAAAAUGAGAUAUUUGUAUUGGGGUAGUUAGGUAUUUAAUGAUGGGGAAGUGUAGAAAGGAAAAUCGUAAAUUAGUAUAUGGACACAGUUAGAUGGGUUAGCCCCACUCUGCCUGUGGUUUGCUAUCCUUAAGCUUGGCGUGUAUCGAGUGUAUGAACACUUCCGAUUUUCAAGGUGAAAAUGGGAAGUGGAUUCAUAAGAAUUUUCUGUUUGUUUUUGGUGGGGCUAUAUCUGCUGUGCUAGUUUUUUUUUUUUUUUCCUGAAAGAUUUAAAUGGUCAUAGUGAGCAUCUUGACCAUAUUUCCAUCUUGCAAAAGUGUAUGGCCUUUGUAGCAACUUACUCGGCAAACCAGGCAAAUUAGUUAUUUGAUUACAUAAGCAUACAUAUGCAAACUAUGUGGUUGAUUUGUGUGUGGGGGCGGGGGGGAAUUUUUGUAAAAAUUAUUUUUAAGAAUGCAAAAAAAAUUUAUUAAUCCUGUAUAACUUUAUCAAUAUUUGGGUGACAUCUGUUGUUACAUAAGCUUAUAAUUCAUUAUAUAAUAUAUACUCUAUAGAUGGGAAAAUCUUUACUGCUAUAUUUUUGAAGAUAGCAGACAUGUUUAAUAAAGAUAAUGAACAUUUCAGUUUAUUGAUGUGUAUUAAUAUUUCCAAAGGCAAAAUUAAAAUACUACUGGAUAGUUUGCAGAUUGUUUUAUUUGAUGUAUAGCCAAGAGUACAGAAUAAGGGGUUAAAAAGUGAAAUGGGAAUGGUUUAUCGUUUGCCUACUCAGUGGUCAGAUUUAUUUUUUGGAAUCACAUCCUGCAUGUCUUGAUAUUUUCAGUUCAUUUCAGUAUUUUGGGAGAUACCUAUGUUGAUAUAGUUAAUGAAAUACUGAAGCCUAAGGACUUGUUUAAAAAAAAAAAAGUAUAGAGAUAAUUACUUCCAGUCACAUCAAGUUAAAUGAACCACAAAAAUCAUGAAGUCAAAAACAAAUCAAUUAUCAUUUGGCAGUUCCGUUUAGUUUAUUGCAGUUAAUGAUCUUCGAUUGAAUUUGCAGCUCUCUGGGUUUGUUUGGAAAUAGGCCAUCACAUGCUGAGAUGAAAUACCAAGUCAUUUAAAUUAGAUACCGAGCAUGCUCAUAUGAAGUACUUACUCUUGGAGACUGCAGUGUGGUUCAGUUUUCUUCCAGUGGGAAGAGAAGAAAAGAGCUCACCGAGUGCCCUUUUGUCAUCAUUCUGUCAGAGGGCACGUAAUUUGUCUUUGGAAACCAGAAGCCUGAGACAAAGAGAAGAAUGCAGGUUUUUAGCAAAAGGCUAUUUGCCAUAAUGAAAGGAAAGUAACCUGUAAACAUCCAGUCACAGGACAGCCAUCACAGGACAAUUGUAUUUUUGUAGUGAAUGAACAGACUGUUGCAACCAUGACAUCUGAAGAAAAGAAGGAACGACCUAUAAGCAUGAUAAAUGAAGCUUCUAACUAUAAUAUGACUUCAGAUUAUGGAGUGCAUCCGAUGAGCCCUGUAGGCAGAACUUCACGGUCUUCAAAAAAAGUUCACAAUUUUGGAAAAAGAUCAAAUUCAAUUAAAAGGAAUCCUAAUGCACCUGUGGUCAGGCGAGGCUGGCUUUAUAAACAGGACAGUACCGGCAUGAAGCUAUGGAAGAAACGCUGGUUCGUGCUUUCUGACCUUUGCCUCUUUUAUUACAGAGAUGAGAAAGAAGAGGGUAUCCUGGGAAGCAUACUAUUACCUAGUUUUCAGAUAGCCAUGCUUACCUCAGAGGAUCACAUUAACCGCAAAUAUGCUUUUAAGGCAGCCCAUCCAAACAUGCGGACCUAUUAUUUCUGCACUGAUACAGGAAAGGAAAUGGAGUUGUGGAUGAAAGCCAUGUUAGAUGCUGCCCUAGUACAGACAGAACCCGUGAAAAGAGUGGACAAGAUUACAUCUGAAAAUGCCCCAACUAAAGAAAUCAAUAACUUUCCCAACCAUAGAGUGCUAAUUAAACCAGAGGUCCAAAAUAACCAGAAAAACAAAGAAAUAAGCAAAAAUGAAGAAAAAAAGGCAUUGGAAGCUGAAAAAUACGGAUUUCAGAAGGAUGGUCAAGAUAGACCUUUAACAAAAAUUAACAGUGUGAAGUUGAAUUCUCUGCCAUCUGAAUAUGAGAGUGGGUCAACAUGUCCAGCUCAGACUGGACACUAUAGACCAGUCAACGUGAACAGUUCAGAGAACAAAACUGUCAAUGUCAGCCUGGCAGAUCUUAGAGGUGGAAACCACCCAAAUACCGGGCCCUUACACACAGAGGCUGAUCGAGUCAUACAGAGGACAAACUCAAUGCAACAGUUGGAACAGUGGAUUAAAAUCCAGAAGGGGAGGGGUCAUGAAGAAGAAACCAGGGGAGUCAUUUCAUACCAAACGUUACCAAGAAAUAUGCCAAGCCACAGAGCCCAGGUUAUGGCCCGCUAUCCAGAAGGUUACAGAACACUCCCCAGAAACAGCAAGACCCGGCCUGAAAGCAUCUGCAGUGUAACCCCUUCCACUCGUGACAAAACAGUAGGGCCUGGAGCAGAAGAGAAACGGAGAUCAAUGAGAGAUGACACGAUGUGGCAGCUUUACGAAUGGCAGCAGCGUCAGUUUUAUAAUAAGCAGAGCACCCUCCCUCGUCACGGUACUUUGACCAGUCCUAAAACCAUGGUUAAUAUUUCUGAUCAGACAAUGCACUCUAUUCCCACAUCACCUUCCCAUGGGUCAAUAGCUGCUUAUCAGGGAUACUCCCCUCAACGAACAUACAGACCGGAAGUGUCUUCGCCAAUUCAGAGAGGAGAUGUGACGAUAGACCGCAGGCACAGGGCCCAUCACCCUAAGCAUGUCUAUGUGCCUGACAGAAGGUCAAUGCCAGCUGGCCUGACUUUACAGUCUGUUAGUCCCCAGAGCCUCCAAGGCAAAACGCUGUCACAAGAUGAAUGUAGAGGCACAUUAUACAAAUACAGACCUGAAGAAGUGGAUAUUGAUGCCAAGCUAAGCCGGUUAUGUGAACAAGAUAAAGUGGUACAUGCCCUGGAAGAGAAACUUCAGCAACUCCACAAGGAGAAAUACACGCUUGAGCAAGCUUUGCUAUCAGCCAGCCAAGAGAUAGAAAUGAAUGCAGAUAACCCAGCAGCCAUUCAGACCGUGGUGUUACAGAGGGACGAUUUACAAAAUGGACUGCUUAGUACGUGUAGAGAACUCUCUCGAGCCACUGCCGAACUGGAACGAGCAUGGAGAGAGUAUGAUAAGUUAGAAUAUGAUGUGACUGUUACCAGGAACCAGAUGCAAGAACAGCUAGAUCGCCUUGGUGAAGUUCAGACUGAAUCAGCAGGAAUUCAGCGUGCACAGAUUCAGAAAGAACUUUGGAGAAUUCAAGAUGUCAUGGAAGGACUGAGUAAACACAAACAGCAAAGAGGCACUACAGAAACAGGUAUGGCAGGAUCAAAGCCUUUCUCAACAGUUAAGUACAAAAACGAGGGUCCGGAUUAUAGACUCUACAAGAGUGAACCAGAGUUAACAACAGUGGCAGAAGUUGAUGAGUCUAAUGGAGAAGAAAAAUCAGAACCUGUUUCAGAAAUGGAAACUUCUGUUAAAGGUUCCCAUUUUCCUGUUGGAGUAGUUCCUCCAAGGACCAAAUCACCAACACCUGAAUCUUCAACGAUAGCCUCUUAUGUAACCUUAAGGAAAACUAAGAAGAUGAUGGAUUCAAGAACGGAAAGACCAAGAAGUGCAGUGGAACAGCUCUGUUUGGCUGAAAGUACUCGACCUAGGAUGACUGUGGAAGAGCAGAUGGAAAGAAUAAGGAGACAUCAACAAGCAUGCCUGAGGGAAAAGAAAAAAGGAUUAAAUGUUAUUGGUUCUUUAGACCAGUCACCCUUACAAAGUCCCUCAGGCUUAAGGGAUAAUCCAUUCAGGAUUACCCAGACUCGAAAAAGGGAUGAUAACAUUAAGGAACUGGAUACUGUCAUUAGAGAAAAUGAUGUGAAGCCAAACCAUGAAACUCCUGCAGCAGAAAUUGUUCGACUAAAAGACAGUGAACCUCAAAAUACAGAUUUCAGCAAAGAGUUGAAAAGCACUGAGGACAUUUUUUCUACAACACUUUUUAAACCUGAACCAAAUGGAGUGAAUUCUGAGGAAGUGAUGGAUAAAGAGAGAAACAAAGAGAAAAUGUCUGAGGAUGUUUCAUUCAGCCCUCAGGAUGAGACACAGAUCCCAAAUCAUAAAGCAGAAAGCCACCCUGAAGAAAAUAUAAAGGACGAUACUCAUGAGCAGGAAGAAACUAUUGCUUCUUGUGAACAAACUCCUGAGGCUUCUAGAGGAAAUCAAACGAUGGCAGUGAAAAGUCUGUCCCCAUCUCCUGAGUCCUCGGCAUCGCCGGUUCCAGCCGCCCAGCCGCAGCUCACAGAAGGAUCCCAUUUCAUGUGUGUGUAGUCUCAGAAAAACUAUCCUAACUUCUGUCAAAACCAUUGAAAGCUAAGGACGUGGACCUUCAGCAAUGUGAGAAGAUAUUGUACAGUAUACUUUAAAUCUAUGAAAUUCAUAGUUCUGAUGCUUUUGGCCACAGAGCAUCAUUUUAUCACUUCUGGAAAAUGUUUAUUCCAAACAGCUUUAAUGGCUCAUAUGUACACUCCGUAAUACUAAGGUUGUUGUUCUGACACCAGCUUGCUGCUAUGAUUUCAGAGCACAUAAGUAAAGGUGCUUUUUUAAUGUGCGGUCUACAGCCAGAGCUCACUCAGUUGCUGAUUUCCAGAUUUUGAUGUUUCUAAAAUUUAGGUGGAUUUAUAUUUCUUUUUGCUUUUCAGUACAUAAAUUUAGUUAUUAUUUCGAAUGAAGCUUGUUUUCCUUUUUUUUUUUUUCCUUCCCAUUUUUGGCUACUGCAAUGCUUUGUUUCACACUUGAUUUGUAAAAAUUUUAUAUAUAUAUUUAAAAUGUGCCAUUUUAUUACUGCUAAGUGAAGAAUGUCCUGUUUUCUGCUACUAUUAUUUCUCAGAUUGCAGCGUCAGCAGUUACUGCCACACUCUUGUCAGCUUAAACACAAAUGUUACCGCUUCCUGUUUCUUAAAGGUACAAUUUAAAAUGUAGGUAUUUUGAAGUACUGGGCUUAUACUUCAUUGGGAUAGAUGUGUACAGCAAUAAGCAGGUUUUCCAAUCCAGUACUUAGUUUGUGUACAAAUGUAAUUAUGUUCAUUGUGUAUAUAUUAUACAAUGAGCACAUGUAAGUAUUAAAGGCUACUUACUAUUGUUUAAAUGCAAAUGUUCAUAUCUCAUUUCUUUUUUAUCAUGUUAAAUAAAUGUUGAUGUUCUUAAA
Messenger RNA from Panthera uncia (snow leopard), 5753 nucleotides. It is a transcript of the gene PLEKHA5, whose product is annotated as pleckstrin homology domain containing A5. The coding region runs from base 1847 to 4876 and encodes 1009 amino acids. Lineage: Eukaryota; Metazoa; Chordata; Mammalia; Carnivora; Felidae. Gene Ontology annotation, molecular function: phosphatidylinositol-3,5-bisphosphate binding; phosphatidylinositol-3-phosphate binding; phosphatidylinositol-4-phosphate binding. The transcript is spliced from 24 exons. Gene Ontology annotation, cellular component: cytosol. The record is from RefSeq and is a predicted model, not a curated record.